Messenger RNA from Punica granatum (pomegranate), 745 nucleotides. The record is from RefSeq and is a predicted model, not a curated record. NCBI's taxonomy places the organism in Eukaryota, Viridiplantae, Streptophyta, Magnoliopsida, Myrtales, Lythraceae.
CCGGGACUCCGAUCCCCACUCGUUAUAUCAUUGAAGCUCUGCGUAGACCGCGCUUCGUCCGGCACCUUUGAACGACGACGUUGCAUCUGUCCCCUUCCGCAGAGAGAUGGCGUCGUGCACAGCAUCACCUUACGAGAUUCUCGGCCUCUCGAGCGGGGCCUCGAGCCAGGAGAUCAAGGCGGCGUACAGGCGGCUGGCGCGGGUGCUCCACCCCGACGUGGUGGCCGCGGGCCGGAAGGAGUGGUCUGCCAGCGAGUUCAUCAAGCUACACGCGGCAUACUCCACCCUUUCGGACCCCGAGAAGCGCGCUGCAGACGAACGCCCAAGGGCCGCGGCAAGGACGACUAGGAGGGGCCGGCCGCUGACGGUGGUCAUGCCCGGGGCCUCCGCCUACAAGUUCGGACGGAACUGGGAGACGGACCAGUGCUGGUAGACCGAGUUGAGUUGACUCAGACUAUCGCAGGAAUUCCGAAACGUCGACGUUCUGUAAAUAGAGGGAGGAAGGAACGGAUGCGACGGAGAAGCUCUUUUUUUUCUCCGUUUUUCUGUUCUUCUCUUUCGGGCCUAUUUCUCGGUGGAGAUGAAUUGAGGGGAGACCACGUCGUUCUUACUGGUAAAAAUAUAUGACGGUCACCUCAAAUUCUGUAAACUAUCUAUGGCGAACUGAUAUGUAAUUAGUAGUAUGCAUCUCCGGAAGAUGAUCUCCGAUUGACACAAAAGCCUCCGCUUUCUCGGAAUUCCUCGA